Messenger RNA from Exophiala oligosperma, 1683 nucleotides. RefSeq lists its product as uncharacterized. NCBI's taxonomy places the organism in Eukaryota, Fungi, Ascomycota, Eurotiomycetes, Chaetothyriales, Herpotrichiellaceae. The record is from RefSeq and is a predicted model, not a curated record. Bases 605 to 1399 code for a protein of 264 amino acids. The transcript has a single exon.
CUUUUGCACCCAAGAAACAAUGACACACGUUCGUCGCUAUAGUUGAAGUCGAUCCUCUUGGCAUCCCUCGAACAAGGAACGGUGAGAACCAGGCCGUUUGACAACUGAUCGGGCGUUCCGCAGGCUGAACAAUGCCGUCCUUCGAAUGAGGUUCCGGGACCUUUGAGGAUCGAUCGACAAAAGUCUCCCGGCGACGGUCUGACCUUGCGCCACGGGAUGGUUCGCACUGCCUCCACCAAUCGUGUGAGCGACAGAAGAUCCCUGGAUGACUACUAGAUCCAUGUCAAGACGGGCGGCCUUGGUUCGUUUCGAAUCGUAUCCCCACAAUAUCAUUGCCUGGCUGGGGCGGAUGACUUCAACCUGUGACUCGCCCAUCACCACCGUCCCCUCAAGACCAUGAACGAUGGAAAAGUGACCAUUUAGCCUUGCUAGGCACUCUUGCUAGCAAUCAGCCACACCUUACAGGCUUCUCUUUCCGGACAUGUGGUCUUGGUUCCUAUUAUAAGCCUGCCUAGCCCUUGCUGGGUCACGAUGACUUGACCAGUUUCCUUUUCUGCUAAACAUUUUUUAUACCACUCUUAUAGGAUACACACAGAGACUCCUCAUGGCAGCUGCUGACUAUUUCCAGUCUGGCGCAAGACCACCGUUCGAACAACAAAACGGCCUCUAUCCUCCGCCUGGGCCACGAAGAACGAGCUCCUCACAACCUGCAUUCGGGCGGGAUCCUCCACCACAGGGCCACCCGAGCCCACACACCCAACCACAACAUGCGCAAUACGCUCCUCCACCAUAUCAACCGCUGAACAAUGAACAAAAGGCUCAACAAUCCGUGCACUUUGCGCCCACGCCUUCUCCUGGUGAACGAUCCAGACCUUCCCCUCAACCUCAGCCUCAGCCUUACGCCAUGAACCAGCCGAAUUACCAAGUUCACCCGGCACAGCAUCUCUCUACAUAUCCACAGAACCCUUACGUACCGUUGGAGUAUCAGAAUCAACAGGCCUACUAUCCACCGUCGCCUUACCAACAUCCUCGUCCCAACCACUCGUAUACCGAUUUGCACGGUGGUGGAGGAUAUUCAUCCGACCCAGAACAUCACCAGCGGCACAAGCACAAGAGUCGACCGAGGCGGGUGUCGGACAAUUCGCGAUCCACCAACGCCGAUGCACUUCUGGGUGCGGCCGGCGGCGGUUUGAUUGGCGACCUUAUAUUCCCAGGUCUAGGGACAAUAGGAGGAGCCUUGGCCGGAUGGGUGGGUGGCAAGGAUUACGGCAAACAUCGAAAGUGGCGAGAAGAGAAGAGAGACCGAGAACAAGAAAAUUGGGAAAAGAAGUUCCGAAACCGUGACCGCGACCGGUCCAGAAGUCACAGUCAUGACAGACCUCGGAGGAAUCAUGAAUGAGGGGGCCGAGGACAAUGACAGAACUUUGAUGGGGGAGAUUUAACGAGCACUAGACUCUUUUUUUUGGGUUUUCUUACAGUACAGUUAUUAUGGUGGCGGCAUUCUGUUUUGUUUCCAUGUACGAUAGGAGGUUUUUUGUUGAUGUUCCUACGCAUACCCAUUUCGAGACACCUCUUGACCGGUUCAAGGAAUGCUCUCUUUGGAUUGUAAAUUAUUUUGACUCAUGUGUGCUAUGCGAUUCGAGCAUGAGAACGAUAAUGAGAAUGAGACAUGAUUUUCAAGCC